AUGCAUGAAAGAAAGGAAGUGUUUGUGAUAGGAGCAACCAACAGACUCGAUCGUCUUGAUGAAGCGUUAAUACGCUCAGGCCGAUUAAGCAACAUUUUUUACGUGGGGCUGCCAGACGCUGAAGGAAGAUUGGAGAUCCUGAAAGCCUGUACCAAGAAUGGUACAAGUCCCAGGCUUGCAGAAGAUGUUGACCUUGACUACUUAGCAAAGGAGAGAACUUGUGGCUUCUCAGGAGCCGAUAUACAAAAUCUUAUGAUGGAGGCAACAAAAGUCUCUGCAAAUCGGAGCAGGAAAUCCAUCAAUGAACCACUUGAGAAAGGAAUUGUAACUAUGGCUGAUGUUGAGCAGGUACUUGCAUAUGUUGGACCUACUAUAGGUGCCCAGAGCUUGAAAAACCUGAAAAGAGUGAAACAAGUUUUGGAAGGGAGAACAAGCAAAGCGACUAUUGCCUGGAUUGAUGCAGAUAUUAAGGGAAUAAUUUCAAGGCGGAAAGGCAACUUGCAAGGUGCAAGGUCCAAAAGCAAGAUGGCAGUCAUGAAGAAGAUGGAAAAGCAGUGUAAAGUUAAAGGUAAAAGAACUGAAUGCUGUAGACUGAAGCGACUUCAUCGGCAGUAG
Candidula unifasciata is the source of this 615-nucleotide messenger RNA. The record is from the annotation of a GenBank genome assembly. NCBI's taxonomy places the organism in Eukaryota, Metazoa, Mollusca, Gastropoda, Stylommatophora, Geomitridae.